Molecule: messenger RNA, 2575 nt
Organism: Lethenteron reissneri (Far Eastern brook lamprey)
Lineage: Eukaryota; Metazoa; Chordata; Hyperoartia; Petromyzontiformes; Petromyzontidae
Product: POU domain, class 4, transcription factor 1-like
Source: RefSeq, a predicted model, not a curated record
UGGUGGAGGUGGUUGUAGUGGAGGUGGUGGUUGUAGUGGAGGUAGUAGGGACGGUGGUGGAGGCAGUUGUAGUGGUGGUGGUGGUGGCGACUAGCAGCACUUGCCCCUACACCGUUAGAGGCUACACGGCGGGGUGGGCGCGUGACCUCCGCCUUUUGUUCGCGACGCAGCUGAAGUCGUUCGCGGCCAAGCCGGUGGUGGACACGGACUCGCUGCCGCAGCUAAAGAGCGGCGGGCGACGGAGCAAGAUUAUUGCGCCCUACAGGUGUCGCUGUAAAGAACACUGUGAAACGCUGCGUUGUGGCUGCAAACGUGCAGGAGUGGCGUGCUCUCGCCAACGCUGCUGCUGUGACCACCACAUGUGCAGAAACCGCAGCCACGCGUCUGCCCAGGGAGUCAAGGUGGCGUCGGAGAAGCUGGAGUCCUCCUUGUUGGACGACUCCCUCAAGAGGGACGACUCCCUCAAGAGGGACGAGCCCAGCGGAGUCGCCCGCCCUCCGGGGGAGUCGUUCUUCAUGCUGCCCGACGUCGCUCCAUCUCCGCAGGUGCUCAAGGAGUUGGGUGGCACUGGGCUGCUGUCUGCGCUGUCGGACCCCUCUCUGCUCACCAACGCCAGCACCCCCGUUCAAGAGCCACGCGCCAGCGGAGGCAGCACCAGCGGUCGCACCAGCGGAGGUGGUGGUACCAGCGGUGGUGGUGGUGAUGAUGAUGGUGGUGGUGGUGGUGCUGCUUCUGGAGCUGGGUCACUCGGGGCUCAUGGCCGCCUGCUCGCCCGUGCCGCCCAUGUAACGUAGUCGCGGCGACGGCGGCGUCUCACACCUUGUUGUUGUGUGUGUUGUUGUGUGUUGGUGUGUUGUUGUGCUUCCUCCGACGAGCGCGGUUUGGCUUGCUGCGUUACGGCGGUGCGAAAGCCGUUCCACGCGUACACACACCAACAACUACCUACACAACAACAACUACCUACACAACAACAACAACAACUACGCACACACCAACAACUACCUACACAACAACAACUACCUACACACCAACAACUACCUACACACCAACAACUACGUACACACCAACAACUACCUACACAACAACAACUACCUACACAACAACAACAACAACUACGUACACACCAACAACUACCUACACAACAACUACCUACACAACAACAACAACAACUACGUACACAACAACAACUACGUACACAACAACUACGUACACACACCAACAACUACGUACACACCAACAACUACGUCAACAACAACAUCCGCCGUUCACCACUAAGUGGCAGUGACAGCGCUUGUGCCAGGCUAGGUGCACGUUGAGGCCACCACGUGAAGUGUCAAACGCCCCCCGCCGGCAGGAGGUCACGUGGCAGACCCAGCUGGUGCCACGUGUCGACUAAGAUGACUGGCCGAUGCACCACCUGUGCCAGGCUAGGUACAGGAGGUCACGGGGCAGACCCAGCUGGUGCCACGGGUCGACUGACCGAGACGACUGCCCGAUGCACCAGCUGUGCCUCCCACUGUGCCAGGCUAGGUGCACGCAAAAGACAAAAAUCCCCCGUAUAGCCUGAACAGGCUGUCAGGGCAAAUGCUUGCUGCUGCUGCUUAGUUGAGUUGGCUCUGCAAGCGUGCGGUGGUGGCGGUGGCGGUGGCGGUAAACGUCGCACUGUGUGUGUGUGUGGCAAGCCCGUUGUCCGUGAGCUUUUGUCGGAGGGGAAAAAUGUUUAGCUGCCAGAGUGUGUCACGCCGUGUCCGUCUUUCUCGCUGUCUCUCUUGUUGUUUUUCUCGCUCUGUCUUUGUCUGUCUCUCUGUCUGUGUGUGUCUCUGUGUGUGUGUGUCUGUCUCAAUGUGUGUGUGUGUUUGUAUGUCCGUCGACUCGAUGGUUGCGUGGUGAUGAUGGAUGCACUGAGUCGGUUCGGAUGGAUUUAGAGUUCCACGGUUCAGCCACGCGUGACGAAUUAGCAGCAGGCAAGAUUGUCCGGGUGUGUAGUGUGUGUGUGUGGUGUGUGUGUGUGUGUCCAGUGUGUGUGUGUGUGUCCAGUGUGCUGUGUCAUGUGUGUGGUGCGUUGUGUGUGUGUGCAGUGUGCUGUGUGUGUGUGGUGUGUGGUGUGGUGCGGUGUGUGUGGUGCGUUGUGUGUGUGUGUGGUGCGUUGUGUGUGUGUGUGGUGCGUUGUGUGUGUGUCCAGUGUGCUGUGUGUGUGUGUGUCCAGUGUGCUGUGUGUGUGUCCUGUGUGUGUGUGGUGCGUGGUGUGGUGUGUGUGGUGCGUUGUGUGUGUGUGUGGUGUGUUGUGUGGUGCGUUGUGUGUGUGUCUCUUCAAUGAUGUGUAAUGUGUGAGUAUGAAUGUACCUAUUGUCAUUUUAACACAGACGCUUUCGCUACCAAUGUCAUCCGUAAUUGAGGUUGUGUUUUUUUGGGGUGGGGGGGGGUGUGGGGUCUUAGAUCGUGUAAGUAUAUGAAUGUGUCGUUAAACCCGCCACCACCCGACACAGCCACCUAGUGAACGUGAGUGUCGUGUGAAUAGCACGGGGCCGGUUCGUCACGAUCACAGCACACAGCCUAGUGUAGUGUAUAGUGUAGU